This is a messenger RNA of Helicoverpa armigera (cotton bollworm), 3477 nucleotides long. RefSeq names its product synaptic vesicle glycoprotein 2B. The transcript has 11 exons. Gene Ontology annotation, molecular function: transmembrane transporter activity. The record is from RefSeq and is a predicted model, not a curated record. Gene Ontology annotation, biological process: transmembrane transport. NCBI's taxonomy places the organism in Eukaryota, Metazoa, Arthropoda, Insecta, Lepidoptera, Noctuidae. Gene Ontology annotation, cellular component: membrane. The coding region runs from base 97 to 1854 and encodes 585 amino acids.
GCGCUAACUCUCAGUGUGACGCAGGUAUUCGGCUGUGGCGGCCGUUCUCGAGUACCCCAUGGUGUAGUGUUAAUAUAGUGUUAGUAAGAAAUAAACAUGGUUUGCAAAAUUUUGCCUAAGAUACAGAGCCCUGCGCGGCGGACGACAAACAGUGAAACACAGCAAGAUGCAAUGCCGGAGGUAGCGGACUAUGAAACUGCUUUAGACUUAGCCGGUUACGGGCGCUUCAGCCGCAGCACGCUCGGCGCGUGCGCCUUCUCGUUCUUCGCGUCCGGCGUGCAGAACUGUGUCAUGUCGUACGUGUUACCGGCUGCGAGGUGUGAGCUGGACCUUACGACGUACCAGGCUGGAUUGAUUAAUAUGGCUUUUAUGAGUGGUGGAGUAGCAAGCGCGUUCUUCUGGGGCAUAGUCGGCGACGUGUUCGGCAGACGCAACGUGCUCAGCAUGACACUCCUCAUGGACGCUGCCAUCACGCUCGCCCAGAGUACUGUGGCUGAUUACCGGCUGCUGUUGGCUGCUAGGACUAUUAAUGGAUUUGUUAUAGGUGGACCUGCGACACUGGUGUUCUCGUACCUGUCAGACCUGGUGGGGGCGAAGAAGAGACAGCUAUACCUCAGCGUCGUAGGAAUGAGCUUCGUCGUCGCGUGGCUUAUAAUACCUGCUGUCGCCUGGCUAGUAAUACCAUUCAAGGUGGUAGACUACGAGACCCUCCUACCCAUCUACUCCUGGAGACUGUUCCUGGCGCUCUCCAGCAUUCCAGGGUUCAUCUCCGGAGCGUGGGUGCUGUACCUCCCUGAAAGUCCUCGGCUGCUGUCAGAUACUAACAGGAGUGAGAAAGCCCUGAAGAUUUUAGCUUAUAUUCAUAAGACUAAUAACGGAGGAAGUGCGGAGUAUAAGAUUAAAAAGCUGAUGCAAGACGAGGUCUUCGUGGGCAAGACCCUGGGUGCCGAAGAGAGCAGAACCAAGAUCCUUUUCAUGAGCGUCAUCAAGGAUCUGAAGACCUUCGUCUCCAAGAGUUACGCCCUCAAGUCCACUCUGAUCCUGUUCAUGUUCUUCGCGAAUAUGGCUGCUGGCUUCGGCCUAAACAUGUGGAUCCCAGAGCUUCUCCUUCGCAUCCAAGGUCGGGAGUGCAAGCUAUCCGCCUCGACUGCUAAGCCAGAGAAUGCGAGACUCUUCAACGCUACUACCCACUGGAAGGAUCUGAAGUAUGACUCCUAUGGCAAGGAGAUACCCAUCCCAGGGCUGAAUGAUAGCAGCUUUGAUGAUCACUUCGGACAAGGAAGGACUUGUGAUUCUACUAUUGAUCAAGAGGUAUUCACCUCAGGCCUCAUCGUCGGCGCCUGCUGUGUCCUCGGCAACGCUGCGUGCGCGAUCCUCUGCGCCCGCGGCGGUGCCCAAGGCGUCCGUCGAGCUGCCAUCGCCUGCACAGCAGUGUGUGCUCUCGCCAGCGCCUGUCUGGCAGCCACUGCGUGUUCCUGCUCCAGUUUUAAUAAGAUAGCUGUGGUGGCUGCUGCGGCGCUGAAUGCAGCGUCGUUGAAUGGCAAUGUGCUGUUGAUUAGGUUGCUGUUGCAUGCUUUGCCGGCUAGGUUGAGUGGUCUAGGAGUAUGCUGGGGAGCAUGGUGGGGCCGAGCUGGUGGCGUGGCUUCCAACCUGGCAGUGGGAGCGCUGCUGGACUUCUCAUGUCCAGCUCCAUUCAUAGCUGUUGGGGCUCUGCUUGCGUUAUCAAUCGGUGCCAUCAUAGUAAUAAAACUUGGAGAAAAUCAAGAUGAAAGCAGUCAGAAGACGGAAGAAGAUCCUGAUCACAGUCUGGAGAAGAACACAGGACUAGACAGAUAUAUAUCUACGUAUAUGUAGUUAUAAGUUUACCUAGUAUAGUCAAGUCAAGCCAAUAAGUCAGUGAAUAUGACUUUAGACAUAAUUUUUUUAAGUGUUUGGUGUAAAUGACAAAUGGUAAAUAAGUGUAUGCCAGUCCGUCCGUCUAGUUACACUCGGGUGCAAAAUUAUUGGGUUACUUGUGAAAUCGAAACUUCGAAAUUAGUUUUUGUGACUUAUUUUUCAGUGGAUCUGAAGCUAGUGCUCUCUAAUGUGUUUAUAAAUCAAAUCUUAGAAGGGAUACAUACACGUAUGUCUCUAUGUCUGGUGACAUUUUGACAGAUGAUUAAGUUACACUUUCAAGAAUAGAGUUGAAAUAAGGGUGCUAAAUAAACCUCACAAUUAGCAACUUUUAUAAAUAUUUUACUGCCUUUUAGAAGAUUUAUGAAAAUUGUUGUAACAAUUAAUUCUCACUCGAUGCCUUAUACUCUAUGACAAGGUCUUAUGUAAUUAUUACGUAAUUUUAGACUAAGGUUUGUACAUAAUCAUUUACUUUAAACAUAGGAAUCACAAAACAGCCCUCUCUUCUAUAGAAUGUCUCUAUAGAUACGAGAGAGCAAAGUAAGAAAAAAUUCUUGGUCAGUUCAAGAAAUGUAGAAAAGAAGAAAAUGAUCCGAAAUAAUUAAUUUUGGUUUUGGAGUACAAUUCUUGAGCUGGCCCAGAUUUUUUGCAAUUGAAUUUACGUUAUUAUAUUAUUGUUAAAUAAGAUUAAAGUUGAAAAAGAAAAGGGUAUCUUACAUUUUUUUCUUUUUAAAUAUUGAUUUUAUAAAAUUGGUGUAGAUAUUCAAAUAAAGCCCAAUUUCAAGUUUGGUUAAACAAAGACAGAUUUUUUCUACAAAGGAACUUAUUGCAACCUACUUCUCAUACUCAAAAAUUAAAAUAAAAACAGCUGUUUUCCUAAAUCAGACGUCUAUCUUGUUGGUAAAAGAAUGGGCUUAAAUAAAACAUAUCAACAUUAGUAAAAUCUGUGGACAGUUGAAAAAUAACGUGAAUAUAUAAAUUGUGCUGUAUCAAUGUAAAUGUAAUAAAGUAUAUUUGCACAAUAUUUAAAAUAUAAAUUAAAACUAUUACUAUUAAAUGUAAUUAUAUUCCGUUUAAGUAGAAUAAGAUCUCGUAGUUCUAAGGUUUUUGUAUUUAUUUUAAAAUAGGUAAUUAUCAAAUUUAAUUUUUAAUAUACUCUAGCUAUGGUUAUUGUUUAAAGAGGGAUUUCACGAUUUCUCACUAAAUAAUGAAAACUAAAAAUAUGGCGUAUAAUUUGAAAAUAAAGAAAGGAAUCUUCUUCGUCUUAGGGGACCUAUAUAAUAAAUUAACGCCACUGUUAAGAUAGUGUCAACAUGUCGAAACUAUACGGGUUCCAUAGGAAACUAGGACUACAACGGAAUCCUAAUAACGAUGCAUUUUUACCGAGAAAGGCACUUAAAAAAUUAGAUUUAAAAAUUCAAAAGUGUCUUUUAUAAAACUGCUAUAAUAAUAGGUAUUUAGUGAGCAAUGGUGUAAAACACUAGAAAAGAGCGAAAUAAUAGGACUUUAUGUUAUGAAACAAAAUUGUUUAGAGUUAAGUUGUUUGAAAAACAUUUCACAAAAUAUUGUUCUGUGAUUCAAAAA